AAAAAAAAAGUCAAGAGUCGUUCCCAAACAUAUUCCGAGUUGGUGUACCCAGAAUUUUGCGACUGCAGAAACCCCAUAUCCGGGUUGGAGCGAAAAUGGCGACUCUUUUCAAAUUCCUUCAUUCUCUUCUCUUAACUCUCCUUCUCACUCUCUUCGUUCAAUAUUCUCUAUCCUCAUCUGACUCCGAUCGAGUUUCAGAGCUUCUUGCCCUCCAAUCCCGAUCGCCUUCCGGCGUGAUUCAUCUCGACGACCAGUCCGUCUCCCGUUUCCUUACCACACCAAAAAGCCCUAGACCUUAUUCACUCCUCAUUUUCUUCGAUGCCCAACAGCUUCACGACAAGUCAGAGCUCCACCUCAAAGAACUCCGCCAUGAAUUUGGCCUCGUCUCCUCCUCCUUCAUCGCCAACAACCCUGAUCCCUCUUCUCCUUCUCGCUCCAAAUUAUUCUUCUGCGAGAUUGAGUUCAAGGAAUCCCAGCCUAGUUUCUCCCUUUUCGGCGUUAAUGCCCUCCCCCAUGUCCGGCUUAUUGGCCCCAAUCAGACGCCCAAGAAGUCCGAUCAAAUGGACCAAAGCGACUAUUCCAGAUUGGCUGAAUCCAUGGCCGAAUUUGUAGAGUCCAAGACCUCGCUUGUUAUUGGUCCGAUCCAUCGACCCCCAAUGUUUUCCAAGAAUCAAUUAGUCGUUCUCGUCAUUGCGAUGUUAAUUUCGGCGCCAUUUGCUUUGAAGAAGAUCAUUGCGGGUGAGACAUUGCUCAACGACCGGAAGGUCUGGUUGAUGGGGGCUAUCUUUGUCUACUUUUUCAGUGUUGCGGGUACAAUGCAUAACAUUAUUCGGAAAAUGCCCAUGUUUUUGACCGACCGGAAUGAUCCUUCCAAGCUGGUAUUCUUCUAUCAGGGCUCUGGAAUGCAGCUUGGUGCGGAAGGCUUUGCUGUGGGUUUCUUAUAUACUAUUGUUGGGUUGCUUUUGGCUUUCAUUACUCAUGUGCUUGUCAACGUCAGGAAUGUGAAUACGCAGCGGGUUGUUAUGAUGGUUGCGCUCUUUGUGUCAUUUUGGGCAGUGAAGAAAGUCGUGUAUUUGGAUAACUGGAAGACAGGUUAUGGAAUUCAUGGAUAUUGGCCAUCAAGUUGGAACUGAUUCAAGAAAGAGUGCUUUUGCUGUUCGGCUAAAUGUGAGGAUUUCUCGUCCAUGAAACUGGUAGCUGUUGAAGUUAAAUUUUUGUUGUUUUAACCAUUCGACUUUGGUCAUUAGAUGCUGCUCUAUGAAUACGCUCAGUUCUACUUGAAAACUAUUUUUUGAAGUAUAUUUUAACGUAUUAGAUAAAUUUGCAUUCCACUCUUCAAUAUUGCAGGUUUGAGAAAGAAUGAACUCUAUCUUGCUUAUUGUUUUCCGAUUUAAAGCUACACUAUACAUGUGCUUACCAACUUUGAGGAUUACAUUCUCUUCUAGAAAAGUUACAAAAUUCUCAAGUA
Messenger RNA from Benincasa hispida (wax gourd), 1468 nucleotides. Its product is annotated as putative dolichyl-diphosphooligosaccharide--protein glycosyltransferase subunit 3B. Gene Ontology annotation, cellular component: oligosaccharyltransferase complex. NCBI's taxonomy places the organism in Eukaryota, Viridiplantae, Streptophyta, Magnoliopsida, Cucurbitales, Cucurbitaceae. The record is from RefSeq and is a predicted model, not a curated record.